AUUCGAGAGAAUGAACUGUUGCCUAUCCUAGUGGGAGAGUAGAGGUUGGUGUCUAUUCUAAUGUAGUUGUAAUUGCAAAAAUGGCUGCUGAAAGAUUUUGAUGAAAGUGUUUUCAAAUGACAAGUGGUGUUUAUUUAUAGUCAAUAUUUUAAAUGAGUUUACACAAAUGAAUUGGUCGAAUGUGUGAAAACAAUACUACGGCCAUGCCUGAUGUGGACGGAGAACAGAGGCUUCGCCGAUUGGAAGCUCUGUUCCUUGGCGGUCCUGUGGUUGCCAAGGGACAGAGUUUUAGUAUUGAAACUUUGUUAGAUAUCCUUGUUGUAUUAUAUGAUGAAUGUUGCAAUUCAAGCUUACGUAAGGAGAAGACCGUUUCAAAUUUCAUUGAAUUUGUUAAACCCAUAGCCAGUUCGGUGAAGAGUUUGAGACUUUCUAGAGAUGACUUCGAGAUAAUAAAAGUUAUAGGUAGGGGGGCAUUCGGUGAAGUAUGUGUAGUGAAAUUCAAAGGGUCUGAGAAAGUUUUUGCUAUGAAAAUACUCAAUAAGUGGGAAAUGUUGAAGAGGGCUGAAACUGCUUGUUUCAAAGAAGAAAGGGAUGUUCUAGUCUAUGGUGAUAGAAGGUGGAUAACACAUCUUCAUUAUGCGUUUCAGGAUGAAACAAAUCUGUAUUUAGUGAUGGAUUAUUAUUGUGGUGGUGACUUGCUGACACUGUUGAGUAAAUUCGAAGAUCGUUUACCAGAAGAUAUGGCAAAGUUUUACAUUACAGAAAUGGUUUUGGCUAUCGAUUCAAUACACAAUUUGAAAUAUGUACAUAGGGAUAUAAAACCAGACAAUGUUUUACUUGAUGCGAAUGGUCACAUUAGAUUAGCAGACUUUGGCAGUUGCUUGAAAUUAAACGAAGAUGGAACGGUACAGUCUAAUGUUGCUGUUGGAACCCCAGAUUAUAUCUCCCCAGAAAUUUUACGUGCAAUGGAAGAUGGACAAGGAAGAUACGGUCCUGAAUGUGAUUGGUGGUCUUUGGGUGUUUGUAUGUAUGAGAUGUUGUUUGGUGAAACACCUUUCUAUGCUGAGAGUUUGGUAGAAACCUAUGGAAAAAUUAUGAAUCACAAGAAUUGCUUUGAUUUUCCAACUGAUAUAGAAGUUAGUGAUGAGGCAAAAGACCUAAUAAAAAAAUUGAUCUGUAGCCAAGAAUUUAGACUGGGACAAAAUGGAAUUCAGGAUUUUAUAAGUCAUCCUUGGUUUUUCGGUGUUGAUUGGAAUGGUUUGAGAGAUAGUAAUGCCCCCUAUAUACCGGAAGUGUCAAGUCCGACGGAUACUUCAAAUUUUGACGUUGAUGACACAGAUGUCAGGUUAUCUGACGCAAUGCCACCUACAGCUAACAAUGCUUUCACUGGACUCCAUCUACCUUUCAUCGGAUUUACGUUCUCCCAAGAAUGCUGUAUAUCCGAUCUUGGUAGUCUGGCCGAUGCGACAAUAAGCAAAAUCGACAAACAAAACAAACUCAAUCAUGAUAUAAUAUUGAACAAUCAAAGUAAAGAAAUAGAAAAAAAGAUGUCUCCCGACGGUACAAGGAAAUUGCAGGAUGAAAUAAAUAUGUUAACUAAGAGAAACGGCGAAUUGGAAUCUCAGUUGAAAAAUUUUGAAAGUAUCAACUCUAAUCAGAUGCUUUUGGAUACUAUUGAUAGUUCUGAAAGUGCCAAAUUGAAGGAAAUGGAAAAAAUUCUUAGGUCUAUGAAACAGGAGAAAGAAGAAGCCCAGAAAGAAAAAUCUGAUUUGAUGGAAAAACUUAAAUUUCAAGAUAAGGAGCUGAAGGAUAGCUUAUCCCAGAAAAAAGUCGCAUUAGCUGAAUAUGCUGAAGUAUCUGAUAAACUUUCAGAGCUUCGUCAACAAAAACAGAAAUUAUCAAGACAAGUAAGAGAUAAAGAAGAAGAACUGGAAACGGCAAUGCAAAAGGUAGAUUCCCUAAGAAACGAUAUUAGAAGGGCUGAAAAGCUACGUCGUGAACUUGAAUCAAGAGUGGAAGAAGCCCUAGGCGAAGCCACAAAAGAAAGAAAACUCAGAGAAAGAUCAGAAGAAUAUUGUAGACAGAUGCAAGCAGAAUCAGACAGAUUGAGGGUGAAAAACGAACUGGGUCCCAGGGAUCAAGAUAAUUUGAGGUUCAAAGCUGAACUGGAGAAAUUGGAGCUUCAAUAUAAUGAAAGGCUCAAUCAGCAGCAAACACGAUACAACUUAGAAGUAACAUCACUGAGGGAACAAUUGCAAGAGGCUGAAAACCAAAGAGAUUUAAUUGAAAGAGAGCUCACCGAAUCGAUGAAUCGACUACAAUCCGAACGAGCGAAUUUAGAGGUAGAAUAUGAACAGUUACGAAACAAACAGGAAUCUUUAGGUCAGUGGGAAUCUCAGUUGACCGAAAUCAUUCAAUGGGUUAGCGAUGAAAAGGAUGCUAGAGCUUAUCUCCAGGCAUUGGCUACCAAAAUGACUGAAGAGUUAGAUUACCUUAAACAUGCUGGUGUAUCGAAUGCAGUUGCUGGUGGAGAUAAGAAUUGGAGGAAUCGGAGAUCACAGAAGUUGGACAAAAUGGAAUUACUCAACUUGCAGAGUUCGUUACAAUCUGAAAUUCAGGCUAAACAGGCAAUCAGUGAAGAUCUCAGCAAAACAAGAGAAGCAUUACAUGCGGCCCAAAAGGAACUGAGAGAAUACAGACAACGAAAUGAUUCAUUAGCUUUGGAUGUGAAAAGGCGAGAAAAACAAGUAAAAGAUCUUCAAAGUAGAUUAGACUCAGAAGGAUCUAGUGUGGGAAUUUCGUCAGUGAGCACUCAUCAAACAAAGGUAUCUGAAAGGCCGGCUUCCCAAAUGUCCUAUCUGGAUCAAUUCUUGAAGGAGAACAGUUCAUCACAAUUGCAGAACCAACAAAAUUAUGACAAUGUACCGCCUGUUCCUUCGCUUCUUUAUCAAGGAGGCUCGAUAGAAUCGGAGGAGGGAGACAUAGAGGAUAACAGAGCGUUGAGUUUGACAAGUUCUAAAAGCAAUCUCUCCGAAGCCAGUAUGCAUGAAAAUCAGUCUCCCAUGAAACACAAGGCCCAUCAGUUUUUGGUUAGAACGUUCUCCAGUCCAACAAAAUGUAGCCAUUGCACUUCUUUGAUGGUUGGUUUAAUGAGGCAAGGGAUGGUGUGCGAAAUAUGUGGUUUCACUUGUCACACUUCUUGCUGUGCUCACGUGCCAGCUGUGUGUCCUGUUCCUUCAGAUCAAACCAAAAGACCACUAGGGAUCGAUCCCACAAGGGGUAUAGGAACAGCAUACGAGGGCUAUGUAAAAGUACCUAAACAGGGUGGAGUAAAAAAAGGUUGGGUACGUCAAUUCGUCGUUGUUUGUGAUUUCAAGUUAUUUCUUUACGACAUAUCAGCAGAUCGUAAUGCCUUACCAAGUGUUCAUGUUGCUCAAGUAUUAAAUAUGAGAGACCCCCAAUUUAGUGUUAGUGGUGUGAAAGAUUCGGACGUAAUCCAUGCUAAUAAAAAAGACAUACCAUGUAUAUUUAAGGUGACUACCUCUCUUAUGGAGCCCCCAGGACCAAGGAAUGCUACAUUGAUGUUGGCCGAUUCAGAAGCGGAAAAGAGCAAAUGGGUUGUUGCCCUUUCUGAACUACACCGCAUCAUGAAACGAAAUAGCCUUCCUAACACAACUGUAUUUUUAGCCAGGGAACUUGUUGACAAUACUCAAACGAUCCUUAGAAAUGUGCUAAGUGCAAGCAUUAUAGACCCAGAUCGUUUAGUUUUAGGAACCGAGGAUGGGAUGUUUUGUCUCGAUUUAGACAGGACGGAGAUUGCUCGAGUGGGCGAGGCGAAAAAGAUAUUCCAACUGGAAUAUAUCAGUGAGGAACAUUUGUUGGUUGUAGUUAGUGGUAAACAACGAUAUGUUCGCUUGGUGCCUAUACGAGCUCUUGAUGGUGACGAAACAGAGUGGAUUAAAGUGGCAGAAAGUAAAGGCUGUGCAGUUUUAACUGUUGGACCCAUCUUAAGAGCACCAUUAACGUUUUGUUUAUGCGUAGCUGUAAAGAAACAACAAAAUUCUUCCUCAAUUUUAAUUUACGAAAUUACAAGGACCCGACUGAGACAUCAAAGACUGAGAGAAGUAGUUCUACCCGUGUCCAUCCAGUCCUUACAACUGUUAUCCGACUGUCGAUUGUGUGUUGGAUCUCCAUCUUGUUUCACUGUUUAUAACUUGCAAGGAGAACCGCAACUAGUGUCUCUGUUACAUCAAGACAACCCGUUGUAUAGUACUUUAUUCUGCAGUCCUGUUGAGGCUUUGAGAGUCAUUGAGCUUCCUCGGCAUGAAUAUCUUCUUGUUUUUGGAACGCUGGCCGCCUACGUGGAUAGGCAUGGUAGGAAGUCCAGAGAAAGGGAAAUUAUGUAUCCUGCCGUUCCAACAGCUAUAAGUUACAGGGAUGGUCAUCUACUAGUUUAUAGCGAAACCCAUAUCGAUGUGUUCAACUGCGCCACUGGCGAUUGGGUCCAGACAGUCAAUAUUAAGAGAGCUAAGCCUUUGAAUGACAGCGGUAGUUUAUCCUUGUGUAUAUUGAACGAUUCGCCUCAUCUUUUAUAUCUCUCCAACAUACAUCAGAAGGAACUUAUUAACUUAGAUAAUAUUGUUACCCUUGAUAGAGAGGGCAGAACUGUUCAAAGACCAAGGAGGAGAUUCUCAUUAAGAGAAGGCAAUAAAUCUCAAAGGAUGAGUACAGAUCGCAGAUCCAAGAUGAUAUCGGCUCCUACCAAUUUCAAUCACAUCAGUCACAUGGGACCAGGAGAAGGAAUCCAACGUCAGAGAUUAAUAGAUCUCACUACUAAUCUUGUAGACAAUUCCGAACCACUCCAACACGUGAAUAUUUCUGUCUCACAGCCAAAACAACCGAUCAAGAUGGCUCCGUUACCUCCGAAACACUCUGCCGAAAGAAAGCGGCCGGAAAUCUCUUAUCCGACGCCGAUAAGACCUUCGUUUCCAGCAUAUAAUGGCGCAAAAAGAUCUGCACCACCAAGACCGCGAGAUUUACCGCCAGCCCUACCAAGGCCUUUCGAUACUUCUCCCUCACCGGACCCCACCAGCAUAGGAAGCAUGUCUUCGUUACACGAAAUCAUCAAAGGUGCGGAAAAAAGCAGUCCGAGGCAUUCAAUAGCAAGCAAUAACAGUUCUAAUUUAUCAACCCCUCCUUCCCCUCAACCAGAUCAUCACAAUAGUUCAAGUUAUGAUAGUUGAAUCAAAUUUAUCCAAGUUUGCCAAACUUGUUAAUUUCCAUUGGAAGAUUUUGAAGUGCAUUCAAUAAAAAUAAACUUCAUCCAAAAUAUUAAGUAGACUAAUAUGUAAAGUGUUUAAUGUUUUGAUGAAAACAAUCCUUCCAGAUCUUUCUGCAUAACAAGUUUUGGAUAAUAAUUAUUAAUCCUCUUUGAAUAUAAACGAAUUAAACACUUUACGUAUGUAGACUGAUUAGUUACCUCAGUUAUAAGCUUUCACCAUAAACUAUAAUUAUAUUGAAGUUUAUAAUAUAUUCUCUAAAAUCACUCAAUUUGUUACUUUGUUAUGUUGAAUUUCAAUGGCUUCGAAGAUUCUACAACCAUUCUUUCUCGAGUUCAUUGCACAAAAUUGUGAAGCAUAUAAUUCUGUACUAGUCAUAACAUCAUUAAUCAUCUUGAAUUGGAUAUUUUUGUUUAAGAUAAAAUUGUAUCUUUCCACGUAAUUAUUAUUAAUUAUAAAAGUGCAAAUUUCAAAUUGAGUGAAUAGUUUAGGCAUUGUACUUAUUUUUUUUGUAAAUUUUGUGAAUGUUUUUAUUUGUUUAUAUUGUUUAUUUUAUUAGUUCUAUAUAUUUCAAAGAGUGUCAAUUAAUAAUAAUAAUAAACUGAGUUUUAAUUUCGA
Harmonia axyridis is the source of this 5897-nucleotide messenger RNA. It is a transcript of the gene gek, whose product is annotated as serine/threonine-protein kinase Genghis Khan. Gene Ontology annotation, biological process: actomyosin structure organization; peptidyl-threonine phosphorylation. The transcript is spliced from 29 exons. NCBI's taxonomy places the organism in Eukaryota, Metazoa, Arthropoda, Insecta, Coleoptera, Coccinellidae. Gene Ontology annotation, molecular function: ATP binding; protein serine/threonine kinase activity. The coding region runs from base 180 to 5243 and encodes 1687 amino acids. The record is from RefSeq and is a predicted model, not a curated record. Gene Ontology annotation, cellular component: cytoskeleton; cytoplasm.